AUGUUAAAAACAUCAAUAAUUCAUAUAUGGCAUUCAACUUGCGAAGAAAAAACAUGGGUAAAUGCUCCAACAUCUAAUAAUAAUCAUGAUUAAUGCACAACUUAUUUAUCAACAUAUACUGUUAAUCAGAAGGAGGAUGUUAAAAGAGAACAUUUGACAAUGUUCCUACAACAUUGA
Molecule: messenger RNA, 177 nt
Organism: Paramecium octaurelia
Lineage: Eukaryota; Ciliophora; Oligohymenophorea; Peniculida; Parameciidae
Source: the annotation of a GenBank genome assembly